Messenger RNA from Alternaria triticimaculans, 759 nucleotides. RefSeq lists its product as uncharacterized. The record is from RefSeq and is a predicted model, not a curated record. The transcript has 3 exons. Lineage: Eukaryota; Fungi; Ascomycota; Dothideomycetes; Pleosporales; Pleosporaceae. The coding region runs from base 1 to 759 and encodes 252 amino acids.
AUGAACAGCCCGGGAUGGACGAAACACUACCCAGCAAUGGAGUCCAGGCAGGCAUGGAAGCUAUAUAAAAGCGAAGCGCUGAGAAAGCACCUCAACAUUGAUGAAGCAGCGCUCGCAACCUUCGCAAAGGACUUUGAGAACGCUUUGACCGAGCGACUCACGAACGGUCGAACUAGAACGAGAGCAAAUAUGUCCGUGCAACAACUCUUGAAGGCAGCAGAAUACAACACGAAAUACAACGCCGAGGCCAGAAAAGUUAAUCCCGAGCCCCCGGAAACCUCCCUCUUCCACUCCCCAGCCACAGACUCGCAGAUUGAAGAAGCCGAAAACCGUCUCAACACCACCCUGCCAGCCGACUACAAGACCUUCCUCCGCCUCAGCAACGGCUUUGGUUCUCCAUGGGGCCACCCACUAGGCGACCUCCAAACACCGCUCCAUCCCGUGGAUAAACUGCGCUGGCUCGACCCCGCAGAAGAAGACUACUUCACAGAUCUCACGCUCGACCUACCCACUCGAUGGGAUAAAUGGCCUUUCGCACCCCCUCCAACUAAGAAGGCCUAUGCUUGCGACGAAGAGACAGAGCAUUUCCUUAUCGGUCGCGCAUUAGAAAUCGGUACGCAGGAGAUUGACAACACAUGGCUUCUCCCGCCUUCUACCAUCACGCCGAUAAAGCAGGCUGUGAAGAAGAUCCUAGAUGAUGAGACACUUGGUGAACGUGAGAAAGACAGUUCCAUGUCACGGAAACGCAGCCCGGGUUGA